This is a messenger RNA of Rhizophagus irregularis DAOM 181602=DAOM 197198, 382 nucleotides long. The record is from RefSeq and is a predicted model, not a curated record. Lineage: Eukaryota; Fungi; Glomeromycota; Glomeromycetes; Glomerales; Glomeraceae.
AUUUAUUUAAUCUCAUAAAAUCAGCAUAUUUUAAUGGUUAUUAUAAAUCAAAUUUAAAAUUUUCAUAUAUUAAAUCCUUCUAAUACUGUCAGAAUGGAAGAUGGAUGCCCGCCGUGAGUGAUGUACCUCGGUAUUAUACGAUUUUUAAACCGUAUUAUACCCGGACAUGACUAUCUUAAGCGGUGCGGUAUGGCAUUCUUUUAUUUUUCUUUAUUUUUUAUUCACGAAAGAUUAUUACACAACUAUAAUGCAAUGUACAGUUAUACUGAACUUCAGACCAUUUUAAAAAAAACAAAUUAUAUAUAUUUAUUUAAAGACGUAAAAUUUUGGUGAGAAAAUUUGGAAGAAUAAAUAUGGAAUGAUUCAAUGUAAUUAAUAAAUA